AUGCUGGCCCUGGCCGGGUCUCUGGUUGUUAUGAUUUUGGCUAAUCACAAGAAGCUGAUAUAUGCCUUGGGUAAUGUCAACGCAACGCUAAUCGCGACAUCACGGCCAGUACCAGGACGAGGUGGAAAUCUCCUUAUGAAGGGACAAUUUCGAGGGUUUCCAAUCUUCAUCAUCCAUCUAUUGGCCAAAGUGUUUCUCCUCUCGCGAUUCACUAUAGAAGAAACAGAUGUCUUCCGACUUUUGGUCUUGAACGUGGCGACAGAGAUGCUACUUUCAACCCUUAAAGGAUAUAUUGUGCAUACAAUUCUCGCCCAGCCAUCGCAGAUUCCAUUCUAUCGACGUGUUCUUAGCUGGUCAGUAUGGUGGAAGACCUUCCCGGCUACACUACUAUACAGCACCGCCUCAAGCGUGUGCUUCUAUCUCACCGUCGAUAUGUUUAUUCAGAUCCUCAGAUCUGGAGAUGAUUUCGAUGGUAUGGAGCGAAGGGCAAUCGGCGCCUUUCUAGUGAUGUCCAUUGUCUAUUUCUUGGCUGUGGUUCCUACCUACGCCAUCUUCAUUCGAGUGGCUGCAUCUGCAGUACACGUACAGGCAGGUUCCAGCGCGCGGAGAACUCAACCGACGGGGAGUAUCAAGAGUGGCUGGGAAAGUUUCCACUGGCCUGAUCGUUGGAGCUUUACUGGAAUUCUUGCCACGGUUCUUUUCUAG
Messenger RNA from Penicillium longicatenatum, 705 nucleotides. RefSeq lists its product as uncharacterized. The coding region runs from base 1 to 705 and encodes 234 amino acids. The record is from RefSeq and is a predicted model, not a curated record. The transcript is spliced from 2 exons. NCBI's taxonomy places the organism in Eukaryota, Fungi, Ascomycota, Eurotiomycetes, Eurotiales, Aspergillaceae.